CGCUUGACCACCGCGGCAUUCCAUAUACAGGCAGUCCAAAGCCUUCGUGGUUGCAUCCAGUAGCUUUCAGACAGCUCACGACCAGAUAUUCGAGGCGUUGCUGCAGUGCGUUGCGCCUAACCGCCCUCAGCUCUCACACAUCUCUCUGCGUGUGACAGCCAUCAUCUCUGCACUCCGGUGACGGAAGAACUGCCAACAUGUCGAGAUCCCUCCUCGCCGCAUGCCUGCUCGCGGCGUCGCACGCAUGGGUCGCACCAGCCGCGACGCACCGCAUCAGCGCCCUCGCCGCGAAACGUAAGGGCUUCGGCGACGACAAGUUCAGUAAAAGCAAACCCAAAACCGCCGCUAAGGUCGAGAAGGAGCGCGCGGCGAGCGCCUACGACGCCGCGAAGGCGAGCGGCGUGCCCGAGUACCGCGUCUACGUCACGCCUACCGGAACGGAACAAUGGACUCCUAUUGGAUGUGUUACAGUACCUAGGACGGAGUCGGUCAGCCAGUCCAUCUUCGGCAACGAGGAAUCGCUAUUACAAGUUGCGCGCCAGGCCGGCGUCAAGGGCGAUUUAGAUUAUGGCUACAACCGCGCGAUUUUCCCGGACGACCCCGUGACGCCGGCGGACCGGGCCGAGGCCCUGCGGUCGACGAACCCGCUCCAGCGCUUCGCCAAGGACCUCACGAACCCGCUUGGUUUUGGUGGCAAAUGAGGCGUCUGUGUCGGUCGUCGCGAGAGUAACUAUUCUGUGUC
Pelagomonas calceolata is the source of this 742-nucleotide messenger RNA. Lineage: Eukaryota; Pelagophyceae; Pelagomonadales; Pelagomonadaceae. The record is from the annotation of a GenBank genome assembly.